Messenger RNA from Pieris rapae (cabbage white), 2471 nucleotides. RefSeq names its product glucose dehydrogenase [FAD, quinone]-like. The record is from RefSeq and is a predicted model, not a curated record. The coding region runs from base 73 to 1881 and encodes 602 amino acids. Gene Ontology annotation, molecular function: flavin adenine dinucleotide binding; ecdysone oxidase activity. Lineage: Eukaryota; Metazoa; Arthropoda; Insecta; Lepidoptera; Pieridae. The transcript is spliced from 3 exons.
AUUAAUAGUUGUCAUUUAUUUAAAUCAUAAGCCACAUUUAAAUGCAUUUAGUUGGACGUCUCAAUAAAAAUAAUGGAAGCAAAUAUUUCUAAUACAUGCCCCUCGGCUUUUGCUGGUACAAGUGGUCAUCUUUUUCUCAGUGCCAUAACAACAUUAUUAGCCACACACUGUUCAAUUUUCGACGACUAUCGCUGGCCAGCAGACCAGGCCCAAGAAAUUUUGAACAAAAAAGAUGUAACGUACGAUUUUAUUGUGAUUGGAGCUGGAUCUGCUGGUUCUUUGGUGGCUGGUCAAUUGUCAAAAGCCAAAAUAGGUUCUGUAUUAUUAGUAGAAGCUGGAGAUGACCCUGGAAUUGAUAGCGAGAUCCCCGCUUUUUUAUUUCUCAACCAGAAUUCAGAUCUUGAUUGGCACUACAAAACGUUAUCUAGUAAUGAUAGCUGUUUGGGUUUUGUUAACGAAAGUUGUAUAUGGAGUAAAGGGAAGGGUAUGGGAGGAUCUAGUUCAAUUAACGCCAUGAUAUAUGUAAGAGGUCAUCCAGAAGACUACGAAGCCUGGGAAGCCGCAGGAAACCCUGGUUGGGGCUACAAAGAUUUGCUAAAAUACUUCAAAGCACAGGAGAACCUCUUUAAUUUCUCAAACCAAUAUAAAGAUAAUGAAAAUCCUUGGUAUAAUGUAAUUGAAAACGCCUGGGCAGAAUUAGGUUUUAAAUCAUAUAAAUACGAAGGAGAUGAGUCUUUAAUAGGUACAAGAAAGGCUAAGUUGGUGAUAAAAAACGGUAAACGAUUGAACACAGCGAAAGUGUUUCUUAAUAAAGCUGAAAACUUAUAUAUUAUGAAAAAUACACGUGUUAAUAAAAUUAUUAUCGAUGAAGGGACAAAAAGUGCAAAGGGUAUUGAACUCAAACAUAAAAAUGGGACAAAAAUGAUUAUUAAUAGCAAAAAUGAAAUUAUCGUUUCAGCUGGAUCGGUAGCUACACCUCAAAUACUAAUGCAAUCUGGAAUAGGUCCUGAGAAACAUAUUGAAAGUUUAGGAAUAAAAAACAUUUUAAACUUGGAUGUCGGUAAAAAUCUUCAAGAUCAUAUAUUGUUCCCUAUAUUUUUAAAAACCAAAUUUAACACAGAACUGUCAAUGGAUGUUAUAAAUUUGUUGUUACUUCAGUAUAUGUUAACAAGAACCGGCCCAUUCUCAACUAUCGGCAUAACAGAUUACACAGGAUUUAUUAAUACACUAAAUUCAUCUGAUUGUCCAGAUAUUCAAUUUCAUCACAUUUAUUUUACGAAGAGAGAUGAUUUUACACUCAAACCGUAUCUUGAAGGUAUCGGUUAUAAAAGUGAAAUCAUACACGCAAUCAGAGAAUUAAAUAAUGAGCAUGAUUUAAUCGGUAUAUAUCCUACAUUACUGCAUCCUAAAUCACAAGGCCAGAUAUUGCUAUCUAAGACACAGCCAAGAAAACCAAUAAUUAAGACGAAUUAUUUUGAACACCCAGAUGAUAUGCUAAGCUUGGUUAAGGCUGUAGAUUUUGUUCACAAAUUAGAGAAAACUACUGUUUUUAAAAAUCUAGAAAUGGAAAUUUUACCAUUGAAUAUACCAGACUGUUCAACAUACGUAUUUGAUUCGGAAGACUAUUGGAAAUGUUAUAUUAGACAUAUGGCAACAACAAUUUAUCAUCCCGCAGGAAGUGCCAGGAUGGGUCCGAAGGAAGAUAAAAGUUGUGUUGUCGACCACAAUUUGCUUGUUCAUGGUAUGAAAAAUUUGAGAGUGAUUGAUGCAAGCAUAAUGCCCACACUACCAGCCGGCAAUACAAUGGCACCGACUUUAGUGGUAGCCCAAAAGGGCGUGGAUAUUAUUUUAAACGACUAUAAAAAUAGAGAUGAAUUAUAAGUAAUAUAAUUCCGAAAAAUUUCAUAUAUAACAUGAAACUUACUACUUUUUUUAACUGACAGCAAAAUUAGCGCGACACAAUAACGCGUUCAUUUAAGUAAAUUUUCAAAUUGACAUUCAAACUUUGUUUAUGCAGGCGUAAAAUAUGGGAGCCGUCGACACAUAGUAUUUUAAGAGAAAAAGUUGAUAUAUUAUUUUAGUACUUAGUACUAUUAUCAUAUGUGUAUAUAACGAGAAUGCGAACGCUAAAGUAAAAGGUUAUUAUUUGAUUUUAUUAUUAUAUAAUUAAUAUUAAAGAUGUAUUCAAGUAUAAAGAUUUAUGUAUACCAGUUGUAUUAAUAAAUAUUUAUGGUAUCAGAAUGUCUUUGGUAGCUUACGGCACAAGUGACCUUGCAAAUGUUUCGUUAGACGAUACAGUGUUGAAAUUUCUUCGCUUUCACAUAGGUCCGAGACGAUAUUAAGAAACUUUUUCGUAGUGAUUGACAUCCUUUUGUACAGUUGCAUAUUGCAACAUAUUUUUUACAAUUACUAUGUAUAAUGUGUUUGGUACACUGACAAAUUUUCUAUAAUUCGCUUACCUAGAAGAUCUA